Molecule: messenger RNA, 3859 nt
Organism: Dimorphilus gyrociliatus
Lineage: Eukaryota; Metazoa; Annelida; Polychaeta; Dinophilidae
Source: the annotation of a GenBank genome assembly
AGAUGGCGUUGUCUUCGUUCUGCAUUUCCUAUUAAAGAAAUAUUAAUAUUGAAGAUUUUUAGCUUUGGAAGAAAUUCUACCUCGUCAUGAGUAAACUUGUAAUUCUUUACUGCUUUGUAGUUCUGAAGUUAAUAAAUGCUUUUCCAAACCCAACUGAGACUUAUUCAUAUGGAACUGUACUAAGAGAUCCUGAUAUAUAUAGGGUAUUCUGGAAGGAGGAUGGUCAUUCCAUUACGUUUGAGCUUCAUGUAAAAAACAAAGGUGGAUGGGUAGGCUUUGGAAUUUCUCCAAAUGGAGGAAUGAAAGGUAGCGAUAUAUUUACUGCAAAACUUGUAAAUGGUCAAUUAACUUUCGAGGAUCGCCAUGCCGUCGCAAAGUCAAAACCAAUUAAAGAUAAAUUACAAGACUGGGAAGUUAUUGUUGCGAAGGAGGUCGGUGAUCAUGUCAUAUAUAAGAUAAAGAGAAAGCUACAAACUUGUGAUCCAGAAGAGGACAGGGAAAUAAAGCCCGGAACUGUGCGUUUAAUAUGGGCGUAUGGUUCAAUAACUUCUGGAACAGAUUACUUAACCCAACAUAGCGAUUCAACAAAGAGAGGAACUAGGAGCGUUCAACUUAUAGCAGGUGAAAUUCCCGAGAAGAAACUACCAGAUGGACUUAAAACUAUAGAUAUUAAAGUGAACAAUUUUACUCUACCGAAGAAUAGAGAUACCUUUUAUCGAUGUGAAAUAGUGAAACUGCCAAAACUUCCUGGCAAGCGUCACAUAGUUGCUUUCGAACCUAUAUUCGAUACGAAACAUCCGGAAAUUCUACAUCAUAUAUUCCUUUUUGGGUGCAAUAAUUAUCUAAAUAUAAACGACAGUCAUACCGGAAGUGACUAUGAAUGCUAUACAGAUCAGACUAAUAUGGGUACUUCGAGGGAUCGUUGUAACAUAGUUAUGCUGGCUUGGGGUGUAGGUGGACAGAGAUACGUAGUACCUGAUGAAGUUGGUUUUCCAAUUGGAAGAGAUGAAGACCCCUCUUACAUUAGAUUCGAAAUGCACUACGAUAAUCCAGGACUCAAGGAAAAUAUAGUCGACAAUUCUGGAUUUCGUUUAUUUUAUACUGACAAACUACGCAAAUACGAUACAAGCGUUUUGGAAGUUGGACAUAAAGUUACCCGGUUCCAAAUCGUUCCACCGAACGUUCAAGAUUUUGUUACCUUUGGAAAGUGUCCAUCCGAAUGUUUGGAGGAGGUCUUUGACAAAGCCGGUCUAGAAGAAGUUACAGUAUUCGCCUCUAUCCUUCACGCUCAUAUUAAAGGUGUUAAAAUAAAGCUAAAGAUAUUUAGAGGUGAUAAGGAAUUAGAGCCACUGAUGGAAGAAUCAACAUACGAUUUCAAUUAUCAAGAUAUAAUAAACCUACCAAAAUUAAGAAAAAUACGAAAAGGAGAUCGUUUAACAGUAGAGUGUACAUAUGAUACUUUGGGAGAAAAUCAGGCCGUACUUGGUGGCCAAUCGACAAGACAAGAGAUGUGCUUAGCUUUUAUUAGCUACUAUCCCGCUCUACCAAUAUCUAAAUGCGUCAGUGAGCCUAUACGUGCUAAAACUGCUCCAAUAUAUCAAAGUAUUAAGGGAGGAACUAUUGAUUGGACAAGAAAUAAUCAAAUAGAAAUUCAACGAGAAAUAGCGAACAGUGAAGAAGUUCAAGUUUAUUGUGACAAUGGACAGAUUCGCUAUAAGGUUGAUGAUACAAAGAUAACAGUAUCCAAUAACUAUGUACCCUACACUAAACCUAAUCUUUGCGAUGGAUUUCCAAUGCCUUCUGAAAAAUACCCUUUCAGUGAAAUCCUUAAAGAACCUAAUGUAUACAAAGUCUAUUGGAAAGUCGUAAAAGAAAUGAUUACGUUUGAAAUUCAAGUGAAAACUAAAGGAUGGGUUGGUUUUGGAAUCUCUCCAAAUGGAAAUAUGAAGGGUAGCGACGUUAUUAUGGCAUGGAUGGCAAAUGGCAAAUUUCACUUACAGGAUCGUCACGCAGUUGCAAAAAGUGAGCCUGUAUUAGAUAAGAAACAAGACUGGAAACUUAUUUGGGGUAAAACCUAUCAUGAAUUUUCAAUAUACAAAUUUGAAAGAAAGUUGAAAACCUGUGACGAGGAAGAUAUUGAUAUUGGUACUGGUACGACUAGGCUUAUUUGGUCGUACAGUACAGCCCUUAUGGGCGAAGGAGACAAUUUUGUCGGCCAUGCAACAACCAAUCGUGGAACUAAAAGUGUUCUACUGUUAAACACUAAAUCUGAAAAGAGUGAUGAAAUGAAACUAGCGGAUAGUGAACCUAUUGAUUUCAGAAUAGGAAACUUCUCUUUACCAUCGGACGUUAGCACUUAUUAUAGAUGCGAAAUGUUUAAACUUCCCGAUUUAACAAAGAAACAUCAUAUCAUUGCGGCUGAACCAAUAAUCGAUACCCGCCACCCCUCCCUACUUCAUCAUAUUUUCAUUUAUGGUUGUGGUCAUGAUCAUGAAAUCAAGGACGAACACGUUGGUCAAGGGUAUCGAUGUGGUAGUGAUGAAAUAAAUAUGGCUGGUCAGUUUGAUCAAUGUAAUAUUGUAUUUUUCGCUUGGGCAGUUGGUGGCAGUAGGUUCUUCUUCCCCGAUGAUGUUGGACUACCAAUAGGUUCUAGUGGUGAUUCAAAAUAUUUUAGAAUGGAAGUGCACUACGACAAUCCAAGUUUUCAAGAGAAUGUUACCGAUACUUCUGGCAUACGCUUCUGGAUAACUGAUAAAGUGAGAAAGAAUGAUCUUAGAAUUAUGGAAGUUGGACACGACGUUACACCUAAACAAAUUAUUCCACCAAGAAGCUCAAAUUUCCUUACUGUCGGAUCAUGCCCUGAACAGUGUUUAAGCAAGGCAUUUGAGGCAUCCGGAAGAGAAGAGGUUACUAUUUUCUUAGCCUUACUACAUGCUCAUUUAAAGGGUGUUAGAAUGAAAUUAAGACACUUUAGAGAUGGUGUUGAAUUGGAACCAAUCAAUUAUGAAAAAAGCUACGAUUUCAAUUUCCAAGAAUACAGUUUACUACCAAAGUUUAGAACAUUAAAAAAGAAUGAUAGAUUAGUUGCUGAAUGUACAUAUGACUCAUCAAACGACGAUAAACCCACUUUUGGAGGCCUCGCAACGGAAAAUGAAAUGUGUUUAGCGUACGUUGCACAUUAUCCACCUAUUCAGCUAUCAAGAUGCCAUACCCAACCUGCCAACUUAAAAUAUUCCAUACGUCAGAAGGAUAGCAUUGAUUGGUUGGAUGAAAAAGUUAAAGCAGAUCUACAAAAAUCGGCUAAAUCUAGAGAUGUUGACAUAACUUGUUCUAAUGGCAAAGUCUACUACUUAUCAAAGGACCAAAGCAGAAAUGUAACACUUGAACCAUAUAAGAAAGAAUAUAAAGCUCCAAAUCUAUGCGACAAAAAGGAACCAGGUCCGAAUGAUUCGUCAAGAGCUUUUGUUAACUCUUUUCUAUUUUCCAUUUUAUGUAUUUUCUAUACUGUUAAACUCUCGAUGAAUUAUUAGAUAUCUUUCUCUUAUAAACGUUACUUUUAUAUCAAUUUUAGAUGAGUUUCUUUUUUUUCACUAAAGGAACGAGGGCGCCAUCUUACUGUUGGCGCUUUUAUUUUUAUUAUCCCUAACAAAACUUUUAUAUAUAUAUAAAAUAGUUAAUAUGCAUUCAGGGGGUUUUUUUUGGAGUCGUGUCAUGGACGGGUCAUCAAAUAUAUUGUAUAGUUUCUGUUUGCUUGUUUGUUUCCUUCUUUCUCUUCUAUUACUUCCGUUAACUAUUCAAAUUUUUGCUGUAGUAAAAGAUUGUAAAAUAAAGAUAAGAAAUACAAGUUUUACAUUAUUUU